UCAGACAGAGGACACACAGAAAGAGAAGAGCAGAAAGAAGAUAACAAUAGCACCAAAUGCAACGAACUAGGAAUCAUGGAUCUGAAAUUUACUUCAUCAAGAAAAUACAUUUCCAUCAGUGUACCUUCCAAAUCUCAAACUAUGUCUCCUCAUAUCAAAUCAGUAGAUGAUGUUGUAGUUCUUGGCAUGAAUCUCAGCAGAUUUAACAAACCUACUCAAUUUUUCAUCUGUGUUUCUGGAGUUUUUAUGUUUUAUCUAAUCUAUGGAUAUUUACAGGAAUUGAUAUUUUCAGUGGAAGGUUUUAAACCUUUUGGUUGGUACCUCACUUUAGUGCAGUUUGGAUUUUAUUCCAUUUUUGGACUAAUAGAAUUGCAGUUGAUUCAGGACAAAAGGAGAAGAAUUCCUGGCAAAACCUACAUGAUAAUAGCGUUUUUAACAGUGGGAACUAUGGGUUUGUCAAAUACCUCUUUAGGAUAUCUGAAUUACCCUACUCAAGUCAUCUUCAAGUGCUGUAAGCUGAUUCCAGUUAUGAUAGGCGGGGUUUUUAUACAAGGAAAACGUUAUAAUAUUGCAGAUGUGUCUGCUGCCCUAUGUAUGAGUCUUGGAUUAAUAUGGUUUACUUUAGCUGACAGCACAGUUGCACCAAACUUCAACUUGACAGGUGUGGUCCUAAUAUCCCUUGCCCUCUGCGCAGAUGCAGUUAUAGGAAAUGUACAGGAAAAAGCUAUGAAGUUGCACAAUGGUUCUAAUUCAGAAAUGGUUUUGUAUUCCUAUUCAAUAGGUUUCGUGUAUAUUUUAUUUGGAUUAACAUGCACUAGUGGAUUAAGCCCUGCAGUAACAUUUUGCUCAAAGCAUCCACUUCAGACUUACGGUUAUGCAUUCCUUUUCUCCCUGACUGGGUAUUUUGGCAUAUCCUUUGUUCUAGCUUUGAUUAAAAUCUUUGGUGCCCUUCUGGCUGUAACAGUAACAACAGGAAGAAAAGCAAUGACCAUUGUGCUUUCUUUUUUGUUUUUUGCAAAGCCAUUCACAUUACAGUACGUGUGGUCAGGCUUACUGGUUGUCCUUGGUAUAUUUCUUAAUGUUUACAGUAAGAAUAUGGAUAAAAUCAAAUUGCCUUCACUGCAUGGUCUUUGGAAAAAAAGUGUGGAAGAAAGGAAAACAAGGACGUUAUCACAAACUGUAUAGACAGUGGUUUAUGCCUUGUCUACACUAUGACUUAUUAUUUUAUUGGAACAGUCUUCAACUGAUUCACUUUCCAAAGGGAACAUUAUUAAAACCAAAGGAGCUGAAGGCACAUUGUCUGCUUGCAGAUUGCUAUAAAUGCACAUUUUUGUGAGCCCUUUCUUCAGAGCACUUGAAUUCAUCAUAAAAGGUGUUGUAGGCCAUUGUCCGAUGGCAUUUUCAGGCAAUGAAGGACAGCAGCUCCUGGCAAACUGCUGAGAAGCUGCACUCCAAGUGGGGCACAGUAGAAGACCAGUUUGGGCAUUUUAAUAAUAUUGGCCAUGUGGCUGAUCUGAGAUGAGUUGUUCUUUGUUAAUUGUCUAGGCGGGGUAAUUUAAAUGUAAUACUGUAUUAAUGUUUAAUGGAACCUAAUCAGCAACUGGUUGACCAAAUUGCAGUUUUAAACGUGGAAGGUUUAGAAUAUGGUAUGUUGUCACUCUUUUUCAUUUUAAAUAAAAAUGUUGGGGUUUUUUAAGUUAUUGAUUAAAUCAUCACAGAACUUGGUAUUUAUUGUAAUAAUUGAAAUUUCUAUGGAAAUUUUAUGGUGUUACUCUUUUGAUUAUUGCUUGCAAGUAACAGAAAUGAGAUUGAGUUUGUGCAGUCAACACCCAUGCAUUUACAAGGGGGGAAUGUGCUUUUAGGCCUGAACAGGUUGAGAACACAGAAUGAAAAAGUCAUGAUUGAAACAAUGAUGUAAGAAGCUGUUAUUUGCUUAUUCUGUUGUGAAAUACAAAAUUUUUAGUGGCCUGUGGCCCUCCAUAUCAUUGUGGUGUAAAGAGACAUGGAAGUCCUCUAAAUUAGCGUCAUCAAAUCAAAACUCUUCAUUUUCAAUAUUGGAGUAAAGAAUAACAGCAUCUGCUAAUGUAUAUGGAAUGUGUAUUGUGUCAGCCUGUGUGUGGUCCUGCGAUGAACUUAAGAGGAUUAGGGUACAGAUUACAAUUUUCUUUCUUUAAUGACAGGAGAAGACAAUGUACUUACUACCAGUCUGUCUUUUCAUUGUGAAUUUAGGAAGGCUAAGUCCAUUUAUCUCUCCAUAUGUUCAUAUUCAACUCACUUUUGAAUCACUUGCAUCUCUUUCAUUUUAUAUAUUUAACAAUAGCACUUUAAAAAUACUAAUCACCUUACAGUUCAUUGUUCUCAUGUGGUCAUGAUUUUUUUGUUGUUGUGUCCCUUAGAUGCAUCUUGGUAUGUGUCCUUUCAACUUAGACAAAAGUAAAUUGGGUAAUAGAAUUGUAUGGUCAGGAAUAAUAUACAAAGAAUUGAAAUAUCUCAAAGGAUUGCCAUGUGCCAAAAAUACUAGUCUAUGAAAGUGUUAAAAAUGUGCAAAAAAUUUUUCAGACAUUUAGGAAGAAUUGCUGUUCCAAGGAGCUUGUAAUCAAAGCACAGACACAAAAUGUGCCUUAAACUUUGCUUAUUGAGUUGGUAGCUAGCAUAUGCCAUAUUACGUAUGUUAUUAAAUAGAACACGGAAUAACAUAGCCAUCUUAGCACAACAGGACAAAUAAGUGGAGUGGAGAGCUGCGCUAAUGUAACUGCACUGUUUCCAGCAGUCAAGCUAUUCUGGUGUGUCAGCAAAGCCUUUCAACCCAUAUACACCCCGUGUUGCCAAGUUAGGAGAAUUUAUUGCGUGUGACAAUUUUGUUUUUUAAAUUCCCAGCUGCUGCAUGAUUGAUUGUGUCCUGGAUGAGGUAGAGAGGUGUGAAUUUGACAAACAUGUACACCUUGAAAGAGAAGGAUGGCCUGCCA
Haliaeetus leucocephalus (bald eagle) is the source of this 2966-nucleotide messenger RNA. RefSeq names its product solute carrier family 35 (adenosine 3'-phospho 5'-phosphosulfate transporter), member B3 (gene SLC35B3). Bases 76 to 1185 code for a protein of 369 amino acids. NCBI's taxonomy places the organism in Eukaryota, Metazoa, Chordata, Aves, Accipitriformes, Accipitridae. Gene Ontology annotation, molecular function: 3'-phosphoadenosine 5'-phosphosulfate transmembrane transporter activity. Gene Ontology annotation, cellular component: Golgi membrane; endoplasmic reticulum membrane. Gene Ontology annotation, biological process: transmembrane transport. The transcript is spliced from 9 exons. The record is from RefSeq and is a predicted model, not a curated record.